Molecule: messenger RNA, 7839 nt
Organism: Danio aesculapii
Lineage: Eukaryota; Metazoa; Chordata; Actinopteri; Cypriniformes; Danionidae
Gene: myo5c
Product: myosin VC
Exons: 41
Coding region: 40-5301 (1753 amino acids)
Biological process (GO): actin filament organization; vesicle transport along actin filament
Cellular component (GO): myosin complex; actin cytoskeleton; cytoplasm
Molecular function (GO): microfilament motor activity; actin filament binding; ATP binding
Source: RefSeq, a predicted model, not a curated record
UAUGAGAAAGUGUGUUAAAUAUGAAGUAAAUCUGUGUGAAUGGACGCGACUCCUGUUGCCAUGGCUCUGUCGGAGUUGUAUACAAAGUAUAACAGGGUGUGGAUUCCUGAUGCUGAACAUGUCUGGAAAUCUGCGGAGAUUCUGACAGAUUUUAAUCCUGGUGAUUCUGAGUUAGAGAUACAGCUGGAGGAUGGGACGGAGUUGCAUUAUCCUCUGGAAGGGGGUGAGAAGUUGCCGCCCCUCCGAAACCCCGAUAUCCUGGUGGGUGAAAACGACCUGACAGCUCUCAGUUACCUUCAUGAGCCGGCCGUGCUACACAACCUCAAAGUCCGAUUCGUUGAGUCCAAAAUCAUCUACACAUAUUGUGGAAUCAUUCUGGUGGCCGUCAAUCCAUACAAGCAGCUUCCCAUCUACGGAGAUGCAGUCAUCCAUGCGUACUCUGGGCAAAACAUGGGCGACCUGGACCCUCAUAUAUUUGCCGUGGCUGAAGAAGCCUACAAACAAAUGGCCAGGAAUAACAAAAAUCAGUCCAUCAUUGUGAGUGGUGAAUCCGGGGCCGGAAAGACUGUAUCUGCUCGCUAUGCUAUGAGAUACUUCGCCAUGGUCAGCAAAUCCGGCAGCAAAACCCGAGUGGAGGACAAAGUUUUGGCGUCCAAUCCAAUCACUGAGGCUAUUGGAAAUGCAAAAACAACACGAAAUGACAACAGCAGUCGAUUCGGAAAGUACACCGAGAUCAGUUUCGAUAAAAGAUACCAAAUCAUUGGUGCCAACAUGAGGACGUAUCUUCUGGAAAAGUCCAGGGUGGUGUUUCAGUCGGAGAACGAGAGAAAUUAUCACAUCUUCUACCAAAUGUGUGCUUGUGCAAAUCAGCCAGAGUUCAAAGGCUUACGACUGUUGGGUGCAGAAAAGUUUAAUUACACACGUUUGGGUGGUGAGAUCGAGAUCGACGGUGUGGACGACCGCGCUGAUAUGGCAGAAACACGCAGAACCUUCAAUCUGCUGGGUCUCAAGGAAAACUUUCAGACUGACGUGUUUAAGGUGCUCGCUGCAAUCCUGCAUUUAGGAAAUGUAAUAAUCAAGGCAAAGGACCCGGAGAAAUCAUUCAUCGGUUCCAGAGACCCUCACCUGGCCAUAUUCUGCGACCUGAUGGGCGUCAGCACGGAAAACAUGAGCCGCUGGUUGUGUCACAGACGGAUAGUCCUGUCAACAGAGACCGUGGUCAAACCACAGCCCCGGGAACGUGCCGUCAAUGCACGCGACGCUCUUGCUAAACACAUCUAUGCCCACCUUUUCAACUGGGUCAUUCACAAAAUCAACCAGGCACUGAUGGUCCCUGGGAAACAGCAUUCGUUUAUUGGGGUCUUGGAUAUUUAUGGAUUUGAGACCUUUGAAAUUAACAGUUUCGAGCAGUUCUGCAUCAACUACGCCAAUGAGAAGCUGCAGCAGCAGUUCAACCUGCACGUGUUUAAACUAGAGCAGGAGGAGUACAUGAAGGAGGACAUUCCCUGGACGCUGAUCGAUUUCUACGACAACCAACCCGUUAUUGAUCUCAUUGAGGCUAAGAUGGGCAUUCUGGACCUUCUGGAUGAAGAGUGUCUGUUCCCGCAAGGCACUGAUAAAAAUUGGCUGCAAAAACUGUACAAUUUUCUAGGCUCAAAGCCGCUGUUUGAGAAGCCUCGUUUGUCUAAUGACUCUUUCAUGAUUCAGCAUUUUGCUGAUAAGGUAGAAUACCAGUGUAAAGGCUUUUUGGAGAAGAACAGAGACACGCUUUAUGAAGAGCUGGUGGACAUCAUGCGCGCUAGUCAGUUUGCUCCCUUAGCAGGAUUUUUUAAAGAGGAAGAACCGGAUUCUGGCCAUAAAAUCAUCAAAGUGACUCCAGCACAACCCAGAGUCAAAGCAUCAAACAAGCAGCUCAGAAGUACCGUAGGAGACAAGUUUCGAAGCUCCUUGUACUUGUUGAUGGAGACGCUGAACGCCACGACACCUCAUUAUGUGCGCUGCAUUAAACCCAAUGAGGAAAAACUGCCAUUCGAGUAUGACUCCAGGCGUGUGGUUCAGCAGCUGAGGGCCUGCGGUGUGUUGGAAACCAUCCGUAUCAGUGCUCAAAGUUACCCGUCCAGGUGGACAUACAUUGAGUUUUACAGCCGUUACAGUAUCCUGAUGAGCCAGUCGGAGCUGAAGCUGGGCGAGAAGAAGCAGACGUGUAGGACGGUCCUUCAGAGACUCAUUCCUGACUCCAACCAGUACAAGUUUGGCCGGACCAAGAUCUUCUUCCGGGCAGGACAGGUGGCAUAUCUGGAGAAGCUGCGGUUGGAUCAUCUGCGAGCGGCUUGUGUGACCAUCCAGAAGCAUGUGAGGGGCUGGAGACAGAGACGCAGCUUUCUGAACAUCAGACAGGCGGCUCUCAUCAUACAGCUGUAUGUGCGCGGAAAGAAGCAGAUCAGAUGCACAGUGACAGCUCAGGCGCUGAAGCAGGGCUGGGCUGCAAUAGUGAUCCAAAGACACUGCCGUGGUUUUCUGGUACGGAGGAUUUACCAGCUCGUCCUGACAGCUGCGGUCACCAUACAGGCCUUCACUAGAGGGUGGAUGGCCCGCAAACGCUACAGAAAGAUGGUGGCAGAACACAAGGCUCUGGUUCUGCAGAAAUACGCUCGAGCGUGGCUGGUGCGCCGGAGGUUUCAAACCAUGCGACGGCUGGUCAUCAAUGUUCAGCUAUCAUACAGAGUCCAGCAGCUGCGCAAGAAAGUAGAAGAGCAGAAUAAAGAGAACUGUGGCCUGAUGGAGAAACUCACCAGCUUGUCUAACGCACGGGCUCAGGGGUUAGAAAAGAUUCAGGCUCUGGAGGCGGAGCUUGGAAAACUGACCAAUGAGAUGUCAGCUUUAGUGCAGAGGGCGAAAACAAACUCAGAGGAGGCCAAUCAGGCAAUCAAUGUACUUCAGAUUAGCAAAGAGAAGCUUGUUGAGGAAAAUAAGGCUUUGGAGCAGAAACUCAAAGACACGACUGUGCAGCUGCAAGAUCAGUUUGAGGACGUGAAGCGGAAGCUGAUGGAAGAUUUAGAAAGAGAGGAGAGACUAAGAAAGGUGGCAGAGCACAACAGUGAACUCCAGAAGGAAGACUCGGACAAAGAGAUUGUGGCGAUGAAAGAGGACAACCGUAGACUGAGAGAGGAACGAAUCAGACUGCAAACGCAAGUGGAGGAGGACGUGAAGACCAACACAGAACUGCAAGAGCAAAUGCUGCAGCUCACCAAACACGUCAAGGUCAUACCAGAUUUGCGUAAAGAAAUCACCAGCCUGCAGAUGCAACGAGCCGAAGCUGAAAAAACUCUGAGAACUCAGAAUCUACAAGCCAGAGCUAAGAUGAAUUUGAUCACAAGGCAGCUGCUCAGUGACGCUACAGAGCAAGAUCUCAUCCAGAGGCUCAAUGAAGAAGCCUCUGAUAAUAACGAUGAUGGAGCUGAUCUAAUCACUGCUUUUGACGGCAUGGAACGAGCCGCUAAGGUGAUGGAAACUCAACUGCGAGAGCAGAAAGACACUUACGAGAGUCAUCUGGAAGCUCUGAUCUUCAAAAAUGAGCAUUUAAGCAAAGAGAAUGAGCAGCUUCAGGCUCUGUUUCAGGAGAAGAGCGACAUCAACCAAAGCAUCGGACAGGAAGUGACUCGACUCGCCGCUGAGAACAUGGUGAUUCCUGAACUGAAGCAGCAGGUGUCAGAACUGAACCGCCACAAACACGAGCUGGAGAGCCAGUUACAGGACCAGAGUGCUGAGAUGAGCUUGAAACUGAAGGAGUUAUCGAGUGCGCUUCAUCUGGCUGCUGAAGAGGAGCAGUCUCAGCGCAGACUCCUACAGGAGGAGCUGACAGAGAGCCAGAGGAGAAGAGAGGAGACGGACAGACAGAUCUCUGAGCUCCAGGAGGAGAACCAGCAGCUACAGAGAGCGCAGAUCACAGAGAGCCAAGCCAAAAACACACUCCGACUGGAGACCUCACGCCUCACCGCUGAGAAUAUGGACUUCGAGGAGCAACUAGACAUGAAGGACAGAUUAAUAAAGCGACUUCAAGACCAAAUCAAAGCUCUUCAAACACACGCUGCAGCCAAUCAGAAAGCAGCUCCAGCCGUACCCAAAGAGUACCUGGGAAUGCUGGAGUACAAGAAGGAGGAUGAAGGCAGGCUGAUCCGGAUGCUCGUACUGGAGCUGAAGCCUCGCGGUGUGGGUGUGAAUAUGAUCCCUGGUUUGGCUGCUCAUCUGCUCUUCAUGUGUGUGAGACACGCAGAUUAUCUGAAUGACGGAAACAAACUCAAGUCCCUCAUGAACAACGUCAUAACAGCCGUCAAAGAGGUCAUUACGGAGCACCAGGAAAAUUUUGAACUUCUGUCCUUCUGGCUCUCAAACACGUAUCACUUCCUGAACUGCCUCAAACAGUACAGCGGGGAAGAGGAGUUCCUGAAGCACAACACUCCUCGGCAGAACAAGAACUGCUUGAAGAACUUUGACCUUUCGGAGCACCGUCAGAUCCUCAGCGACCUCGCCAUCAACAUCUACCAUCAGUUCAUCAGCGUCAUGGAGGAUGUUCUGUUUCCCAUGAUCAUCCCAGGGAUGCUGGAGCAUGAAAGUCUCCAGGGAAUCUCCAGCAUGAAGCCCACAGGUCUCCGCAAGCGCUCCAGCAGCGUGUAUGAGGAUGGAGGAGACUCCGGCACAUCCGAGGCCUUCAGCGUCAGCUCCAUCCUGCAGAAGCUCAGCACCUUUAACGCCAGCAUGUGUCAGCAGGGCAUGGAGCCGCAGCUGCAGGGGCAGAUCCUCAGACAGCUCUUCUACCUCAUUGGCUCCUCGUCCGUCAACUGCAUCCUGCUCCGCAAGGACCUGUGCUCCUGCCGCAAGGGCAUGCAGAUCAGGUGUAACAUCAGUUAUCUGGAGGAAUGGCUGCGAGAGAAAGAUUUGCAGAGCAGCAAUGCUAUGGAAACUUUGGGGCCGCUGUCUCAGAUCGCCUGGCUUCUUCAAGUCAACAAGACCACAGAUGAAGACGCAGCCGAGAUCAAGCAGAGAUGCUCCGAGCUCUCACCUGUACAGAUCGUGAAAAUCCUGAACUCCUACACACCCAUUGAUGAUUUUGAAAAGCGAGUCGCCCCAUCCUUUGUACGGAAAGUGCAGACGCUACUGCAGGAGCGCGAGGGCUCGUCGCAGCUGAUGAUGGACUCGCAGUAUCGUUUCCAGGUCACGUUUCCCUUCUGCUCCUCAACGCAGGCUCUGGAGCUCCUGCAGAUUCCCAGCAGCCUCCGUCUGGACUUCCUCACCCGCAUCUGAACACUGAACGCACCAGUACGGCUGCGUCCGAAAUCACCUACUGAUCGAGUAUGUACUACAUAUGAAUUUGAAUUUACGACACGACAAUUAGAAAAGUGCAUACUAUAUAGUAUGAAUGGAAUUGGGACGUACUACAUCCGCCAUUAGUCAUUAUCAUGUGACCAAAAACUAUAGAGUACACAAGACAUGGUAUUCGUAUAGUUCUGAAUGGGGAAAAAUGUAAUAGUAUGGCGAAUGAAGCCCCGCCUUCUAGUACAGGAGCCAAUCAGUGAUCGCUAUAGAUGGAUGAUUCUUUGGGGGAAGGGCUCGAGCCAGACAUGAGUUUCUGCAGGUUUUUGUGUAAUUCGAAUGUUUAGAAAUGAAACUAGAGACAGAUGUUGUUUAAUUUUAUUGCUGAUUCCUAAUAUGUAAUGUAAUCGGAAGCUUGGGAAUCAAUUUUUGGAGAAUUUGAUGGUUCCCCAUUCAAACAGAAUGCCUGAGCAUACUGCCCGAGAGGCGUUUCAAAGAUGCCCGGCGAGUGAAAUGACUUGCCUUAAAGGGACUUUGACUUGACCUACCCACAUCAGUUGCAUAGCUUCAAUUCACAAAUUCUCUCACGUGGCAUCAUGGGAUAGUGUAGCAUCCAUUCGAUGCGUACUUCUGAAUCUGUCUGGAAGUAAUAGGUCAUCUGAGUACUUCUCGCAUAAUGUUUUUCCAAUACUAUGAAUUCGGACACACUACUUGUUUUGAAUGUACUAUAUAGUAUGGAAGUAUGCGAUUUCGGACGCAGCCUGUGUGUCUCUCCAGACCCAAACGCAUCAUCUAAACACUGCAAAUGCUCAUAUGAACUCAACAAUGCUAACGUUUGAAUAUUUUCCAUUUAUUUAUAUGUAUUUCAAGGUGAGACACUUCAGGAUUUCAGUUUUUUUCCUGUGGAUUUUGAUUGUUUUUUUACUUUUUUGUUUCAUCUAAUGGAAAGAAGACUUACUUAAAGUCCCCGUGAGAUCAAAUAACAUUUUUUAUUUAGAUGUUAGCAUAAGUAAGUUAGCAUUAAGGAUAUCUAUAAGCUAGUGAGCUCCAAAACCAUGACAAAGAUGACAUUUAGAAGAUAGAAACAUUCAAAGCCAGGGGUUUGUCACUUACACCGAAAUGGAUCGUUUUUUUGGACGUCACCUCCAGUGUUGGGUAAGUUACUUUAAAAAAGUAAUUAAUUACUAAUUACUUAAUCAAUGUUGUAUUGAAAAUACUUAUCUAAUUACUUUGUCUGAAAAGUAACUUAAUUACUCAGUAAGUAAUUUAACUAAAUACUUUUUAAAAUCCCUAUAAACUCUGAGUGGACAAACAGUAGAAAUUAAACUCUAAUAAUAAUAAAUAAUUCAAUAAAACAUAUGAGUCAAACAUGAAACAGUUUAGCCUUUAAGCUUUCUGAAUCAUCUUUAUUACGUUCUAUAAAAAUUACAUACAUAAUGGUCGCUGGUUCGAGCCUCAGCUGGGUCAGUUGGCGUUUCUGUGCGGAGUUUGCAUGUUCUCCCUGCGUUCGUGUGGGUUUCCUCCGCGUGCUCCGGUUUCCCCCACAGUCUAAAGACAUGCAGUACAGGUGAAUUGGGUUGGCUAAAUUGUCCAUAGUGUAUGUGUGUGUGAAUAAGUGUGUAUGUGUUUCCCAGUGCUGGGUUGCAGCUGGAAGGGCAUCCACUGCAUAAAACAAAUGCUGGAUAAGUUGACCUUUCAUUCCGCUGUGGCGACCGCGGAUUAAUAAAGGGACUAAGCCGAAAAGAAAAUGAAUGAAUGAAUGAAUACUACAUUUUUAGUAAGAAAUGUAACCUUCUUAAGGAACACAAUUCCUGAAUAACAGAAGAAUAUUAUUAUGCAUAUCUGAAUAACAGAAAAAGCUUAACUUAAGAAAAGAUAAACAUGACAUGUAUCAAGCUGGAAACAUGAAACGUUUGUGAUGGCAGGUCCAAAUGUCAGCAGUCGUGGAAAUAUAUUCCAAACCAGUGGUGUAGUCCUAAAAAAAUAGGUGGUGUACUAUUACCCAACCGACCCGCCCAUGCUGUAUUAUAAUUUUACCUGAACGUUUCAGCGAGACAUCAUUCAGUUGACUUCGAAAAACAAAUUAAGAUGAGAGUUAAAAAACAUUUGGUAUACAGUUAAAGGGGAUGCGAAUAAUCGUAAAUUAAGGAAGUCUAAUCAGCAAAACAAGUGAGUAUACCGAGGGUAUAUGCAAUUAUUGAUCCUCAGAAGUCGUAAUACCCAAACAGCUAGUGGAAAAAAGUAGGCAUAAUGAGUAUACGUGCGUAUAGCCCCGACUACACCACUGUUCCAAACUCUCGAACGUCUCUUUAAGCUCCAUUUCCAUGACAGAAUAACACUCAUCUAAGUCAAAACCGUUUUUUGGUCAGGCAGUCCUGCUUUUUUGCCAGACACAGGUAUUUUGUUUAAUAUGCUCCUAAAAGAUGGAGAUUGUACAGUACACAGAGGCAGCAUCUCUUCCAUAACGUAACCUGCAAUCAUUUUUUUAAGCUCACCUUCAGACACUUUCUGCGCUGGCGGAGUAAAAUC